AUGACAGGAUUAAUUGUCCCUGACCCUGGUAUUUCGACCAUACGCACAACAUCUGAUCUGUCUCAUAACGUCUCCCUUUUCAGCGACGAGUUCAAUAUCCUGUUAGAUGAAGGCGAUGUUGUGAGCUACGUAGAACCUGCCUACCCACGAGCGCGUCGAUACAUUCAGGCAACACAAGCGGACGUACCGCUUGUGAAUGCUGUUCGAGCACACAAUAGUGGGAAGCCCACCCAGGCCCAGCAGCUAUAUGCUAGCGUGAUACAGAAGCAACCAUUAUUGAUCAAUUCCACGAACCCACUUCCCGAAAAUGGGUGUGACGACGGAGGGCCGGUUAAUAGUGAAUGCUCAGGAGAGGAUUUCGAUCCUGAAAGCUUGUAUGCAUCACCAUCGGCUUCUCCAAGCGCCACACCGUCAUCGCCGACGCCGACGCCGACACCUUUAUCUUCCGUUCCAUCUCCGAGCCUUAAUGGAAUACAAUCUUUCUCCAAUCGUGCGGGAAAUCGUCGUGGAGCACGAAGUUCAACGGUUUCUCGACUUUCCACUUCGCCUCUAUAUGCUCCCUCUGGAGGACAUGCGGCCACAUUCAAAUAUACUCUUCCUCAUUUAAGCUCUUCCUCCAACGUCAGGAAUCCUGGUGCGGAAUUGACCUUUCAACAUCAUGGGUCUGCCACGCUUCCCACCGCUUUCCCCCGGUCUUCUGCAACAAAUACCCUGCCUUCAGGUUCAACAACAGCGCGAAAGGAAGCUCCCAUGUAUACGACAACGGCUCGACUAUCUAGCCAGUUGUCCGACCCUUCCAAGCUCACGACACCUGCGUUUCAGAAUGGGUCGCUUUCGCUGACCUCGCGACCGAACCCCAUCGUCGUUCACAACAUUGCAGCACCGAAAUCUUCGGCAAUAGACUCCCUUCCAAGUUCUCAACCGCAGUUUGCCCCGAGUCUAUCUGGUGCAACUAUCCAACAUCCAUAUAAUUUGCCAUGGCCUGCGGUUAUUUCGAUCAGCUCGAACAAUGCUACCAUUUCCUCACAGCCAAAUGUCUUGUUGGAGGGUGCGCAGGGCAACACAAAUCCAACAGCCACACUUCCUCAGAACGAUGUCGACCCUCACGCAAGGCGGAAGAUCCUCAAGAAAAUUAGUAUUUCCAUUGGUAAGUCAGUGGGAAAGGUGGUUCUCAAGGCCAGGGCGAAAAUGGUCCUGGGAAGCGUUGGCAUUCCCACAGAUGUGACAAAUAUAUUGUCUUCCGAGGACGAAGGAGGUGUGGUUGACGCUUUAACGGCAGGGCUUUCCGAGAUGGUAGCUUCUGCUGCAUCGGGCGUUUCAAAUGCCAUCAUUCCUGGUGCUACUCAGAGCAAACCAAGCACGCCAUCGACCGCCAACACCGCUUCUCCUUCGGCGUCCGUGAGUCGCGUUCUCGUUCCCAUUCAUGAGCCUGCACCAGCCGCUCCGGCAAUGCCCUCCAUGCCAACAAACUCUACAAAUGUAUCUCAGGCCGACUAUGAUGCAAUCGUGCACCAGAUGAAUUUGUUGCAUGUAGCGCAACAGAAGCAAGCAAUGGCCCUGCAAGAAUUGCACCAUCCACCUCCAAUCUCCGCUUUGCCUAAUACUCAAGCUCCAGGAAUGAUGAACUACAGUGCUAUGGGCAAUCAUAUCAACCCGCCCAACAAGGCACCAGUAUCUGUCCCAAUCUUGGCUUACUCUGCUGCGCAAAUCCAUCCCGAGGCUGUGCUUGCUUCUCACAGCGCCCAGACGUUUGCCCGGCCUCAGGAUUUGUCUCAGAAUCCCCCGUCUUCCCAGUCAAAUAUUCUGGGUAGCGUUCUCGGUGGAGCGACGAACGCAGUUGUAUCGAGCGCGAUUGCUAACAUUGAUUUUGCGGGCCUGACGGACGCUGCAUCUAGCACGUUGACCGACUUCACCACGUCCUUCUACCCGACUGUGUAG
Messenger RNA from Cyclocybe aegerita, 1938 nucleotides. Lineage: Eukaryota; Fungi; Basidiomycota; Agaricomycetes; Agaricales; Hemipholiotaceae. The record is from the annotation of a GenBank genome assembly.